This is a messenger RNA of Capsella rubella, 1117 nucleotides long. RefSeq names its product cingulin. The transcript is spliced from 11 exons. Bases 54 to 848 code for a protein of 264 amino acids. The record is from RefSeq and is a predicted model, not a curated record. NCBI's taxonomy places the organism in Eukaryota, Viridiplantae, Streptophyta, Magnoliopsida, Brassicales, Brassicaceae.
GAGACUAGAGAGAGACUAGAGGAGAGAGCUUGAACAGACGAAGAAACACAACCAUGGCGGGAACCGAUACGCAGAAGCAGCUUCUCUCUCUGAUCCGCGAUUUCACCUCGGAACGAUCUCGUGGAGAGCAAAGAGUUGUUGGAUUGAAGAAACGGAUCGAGGUUUUACAAUCGGAGGUUGAAUCAGCGAAUUCAGAACUUGAGAAAGCGAAGCGUAUCAAAGAAGUUGCGGAAGAAGAGCUUAAUGGUUACGAAGUUGAAUUGUCUUUUAACGAUGCUACGAUUCAGUCUCUGGAGGCGAGGAUUGGUCAUCUUCAGGAUGAAGUUUCUAUUAUUGGCAAUGAAGUUGAUGCUCGUAAGAACAAUGAAGGAUUACUCAGAGAUCAGUUUAUAAGCCAAAUGGAAGAUCUGAACAAGGAAAUCAGGGAGUUCCAGCGAACAGUAGAAUCGAGUUUUAGCAAUGGUGAUAGUACUGGCGUAACUGCAACAGAUGUCAAAGCUUUUGAGGAUGGUUAUGAAGUUGAUUCAGAAGCUAUUAAGAAUAUGAUAUCUGAUGUAAAUUCCCAAUUAGCAAAAGAGGAAGAAGGAUACCUGGUUGAGCAGAAGAUACAAGAACAGCUGCAGAAGGAGCUUGAUGAGUAUGAGAAGAAAAUGUCACUCAUGGAGGCCAUAACAGAGAAAACAAAUUCAGUUCAAGUUCUUGCUAAGCAGACUUCUGAGUUGGAACAGAUAUUGGCUUCACUCGGAGAGGAGCUGCAAAAGAGAUGUCGUUGCCAACAAUGCCAGGCAGAAAAUUUGGAAGUCUUGAGCUUACUUCUUCAGGGAGAUCAAGAUAUGGAAGUGUCGUAGUUAAAGCCAAGGAAAGUUUGAUACACUCAGGUCUCAAGAUGAUUCAGAGUCCAAAGCGCUUGUUGCCUCGUCUAAAAGGAGAAUUAUUGGUGAUUUAAUUAUCGCUCGCGCAAUUGCAAUCCUUUGCUUCUGGCCUCCUGACAUUUGCACUCCUCUCUCUCCAACCUUUUAUUGUGUUCAUAAAAACAGCAAAACUAUAAUUUUUAGUAUCAAUUGUAAGAAAAUGAAACUAUAAUUUUUUUUUUUUACUACCAAAAAUAGACUAAAAU